Molecule: messenger RNA, 318 nt
Organism: Leptosia nina
Lineage: Eukaryota; Metazoa; Arthropoda; Insecta; Lepidoptera; Pieridae
Source: the annotation of a GenBank genome assembly
AUGACAAUAAUCAUCAACUCACCUGAACUCGUGGAGCGCUUUGAAUCGAUCAAACGUGCAAGUGGAGCCGGGCUCAAGUUCGCUGCACACCAAGUACCUCCUCCCACAGCAAGGCCGGCGCCGACGGCGACCGCUAGGCGAAUAUCCCGAGAGAACGUCGUGCACGAACGACCACACGUAAUAUUCAGAUCGAUACAGGGGCGAACGCGCGCUGUCUACCAAAAGUACACGACUCGACCGUGUGACGGACCGUCAAUCGGUUGGGAGACUGCAGAUGCCGGUUGGAAUUUACGAGCGGGCUGUCAAAUCAAGAAUUAA